This is a messenger RNA of Wyeomyia smithii (pitcher-plant mosquito), 685 nucleotides long. RefSeq names its product putative defense protein 3. Bases 110 to 604 code for a protein of 164 amino acids. Lineage: Eukaryota; Metazoa; Arthropoda; Insecta; Diptera; Culicidae. The record is from RefSeq and is a predicted model, not a curated record. The transcript is spliced from 2 exons. Gene Ontology annotation, molecular function: oxidoreductase activity, acting on metal ions.
CGACCGUUUUUGGCCGUUUAGUACGUACGCAUUCGAACUGUUCAGUUCUCUCUUGGUGCAGUGUUCUCAAAGAGAAGGAAUUCGAAACUAAAUCUACACCCUCGGCAACAUGAAGGUGAUACAAGCGUUUGUCUACUUUGGAAUGUGUCUGGCCGCAGUCAGUGCAUUCCCGGAUGGAGCUCCAGCGGACACCUGCGUCAAAAGCCGCUUCAACCAACCAAAUCAUGGUGCCGCUAGAACGCAAGACGCCAGCACUAGUCCGUUCCGUGUGACAGCUAGUGGAAACACCUACGGACCAGGCACCCAAAUUCAGGUGGACGUCACUGGUCAGGAUGUGUUCCGUGGGUUCUUCCUGCAGGCCAGGGAUGCCCAAAGCAACGAAUGGAUCGGCGAGUGGAUUGAAUCUCCAAACACGAAAACCAUUCCGGAAUGUUCCUCCAUUACGCAUGCCGACAACCGGGACAAGGAGCGGGCAAGCUUUGUAUGGAACGCGCCAAAGAAUGGUCAGGGACAGGUUUACUUCACUGGAACAAUUGUGAAAAACUAUGGAACAUUCUGGGCGAACUUAAUUGCUGAAGCACCAGCAGCGCGCCAGUUUGGAUGAACGCCAUACAUUUUUUAUAUGUACACUAAAACCUGUGAGAGAUUGUUGUAUGUAAAUAAAGACGAGUUAUUGUACAGAAAA